CGAGCAUGCAGUGACAGCUUUAUUUGAACAGAUUUGUUUACAUUGCGGCUGUGGUGGUACAGUAAUCUAAGAUGAUACCGUCUAAAAGCGUCUAAUGAGAUAAAGGUGUCAAGAACAAAAACCAUGCUACGACGCUGAGUCGUUAUUGUAACGAUUGAAGCAAAUAAAACUGGCGUAACAAACAUGGAGGAUUGCUACGACAAGAUGAGAGCUGAGCACCAAAUGUCAUAAUAACGUCCUCACUUUUUAGAACAAAGUAUGAAUUAGAUCCGGCACAUCAGAUUAUGCUUCCAAAUUUCUUGAAAUCAAUUUAUCAUCUACGGCCACAGUACUCUAGAAAAUUGAUUAUUCUACCAUUAGCAACUCUUGGGAUCGUUGGUUUUCUCAUCAAUACGCACAUCUCAUUCAUCUCAUCAAAUGGAAUAUGUUACCCCCAGACCAACAUAGUUUUUCUAAAGACCCACAAAUGUGCCGGAUCUUCGAUACAAAACAUUCUGCUCCGUUAUGGCGACAAACACAAACUGAAUUUCGUACUGCCAAGAAGUGGAAACUAUCUUGGCCAUCCAUCCCUGUUCAGUCGGACUAUGGUGGGACCACCCCGUUCUUUUUCCUUCAACAUUCUCGCUCAUCAUACCAGACUGAAUUAUGAUGAGAUAAGAGCUGUGAUGCCUAGCAACAGUGUUUAUAUAACCAUCGUUCGAGAUCCCAUUCAAAUAUUCGAAUCAUCCUACUCUUAUUACAGCUUCGACAAGCUGUUCAAAUGUGAUAUCCAUAAAUUCAUCAGAAAUCUCCCAAAGUUCAGUGAUAGAUUUCUUUCCAGGCGCUUCAGAGGCAAAUUUGGCGCCAACCAGAUGUUCUUCGACCUUGGUGGCGAUCCAGCAAUGUUCAAAAAUACUACUCGGAUACUACAGUAUUUGGACAAGCUGGAAUCAUGGUUCCAUCUGGUGCUUGUUGCUGAACGGAUGGAUGAAUCAUUGGUGCUGCUAAGACAUCUUCUGUGUUGGGACAUCGAUGAUGUCGUAACUUUCAAAUUAAAUGCUCGAAAUCCCAUUUACAAGAGCAAUCUCAGCGAAACCGAGAAAGAGAAACUUCUCAAAUUGAACUACGCUGAUGCUUUGUUAUACAAUCGCUUUGUGAAGAAGUUCGAUAAAGAAGUUGAGGCUUUUGGACGCGAGAGAAUGGAGGCCGAAACGGCAGAGCUAAAUAAAAGGACGCUGGAGUGGUACGAGAUGUGUGUGAGUGACGAGAAACCGUCUAAUAAAAGAAAAAAGUCGAAGCAUUAUUUCAAUCCAAGAGUGAUGACUUUGCAGACUUGGAUGAAUGUCACCAAUGAAACGUGCGGUUCCAUGACUGCAGAAGAGCUGCCGUUUACUGAACGAAUACGCCAAAGACAGAUGAUCGUAUAUCCUCAAAGUUUCAAGCCUGUGAUACUCCAUAAUAAAACGAAAUUAACAAGACUAUCGACGAGCAAGAAUUAAAAGUUAAAUGCAUUGUACUAAUUUUAUGUUUUAUAAAAAAAAAUUAUUGUUGAAUAAUAAAUUAACAUAUAUUUAAGGUAA
Molecule: messenger RNA, 1559 nt
Organism: Argiope bruennichi
Lineage: Eukaryota; Metazoa; Arthropoda; Arachnida; Araneae; Araneidae
Product: galactosylceramide sulfotransferase-like
Exons: 4
Coding region: 285-1478 (397 amino acids)
Biological process (GO): glycolipid biosynthetic process
Cellular component (GO): membrane
Molecular function (GO): galactosylceramide sulfotransferase activity
Source: RefSeq, a predicted model, not a curated record